AUGUGCCUUUUAUGCAACAAAGUUUUGGGCAAUGACGCUAUGAAACCAUCUAAACUGCAAGAUCAUCUGAGAAGAUGCCUCCCUGAUAAAACAGCGAAAGAUUUGAAAUACUUUCAAACACUCAAAGAUAAAUUUCAGAAGAGACCUACACUGGACAGAAUGUUCGCUUCGACGUCACAAAGAAAUGAUGAUGGUUUGCGGGCGUCUUACAAUAUCUCGUUAUUUAUAGCAAAAUCCGGAAAACCGCAUACUAUCGGAGGGAAGUUAAUUUUGCCAGCCGUUGAAGAGGUUUUAAAAACUGUUUUACACAAACCUGCAUCUGAUAUCAUUAAAAGAAUUCCCUUAAGCAACAAUACCGUUGAAAGACGUAUUGAUGAAAUGAGUUAUGAUAUUGAAAGCUUCUUAUGUAAUUAUUUGCAAACGACCCAUUUCUCUAUACAACUGGACGAGUCAACUUUACCUGAUAAUGCAGCAUAA
Molecule: messenger RNA, 477 nt
Organism: Acanthoscelides obtectus
Lineage: Eukaryota; Metazoa; Arthropoda; Insecta; Coleoptera; Chrysomelidae
Source: the annotation of a GenBank genome assembly